Micropterus salmoides (largemouth bass) is the source of this 1110-nucleotide messenger RNA. RefSeq names its product claudin-9-like. The transcript is spliced from 2 exons. Gene Ontology annotation, biological process: cell adhesion; bicellular tight junction assembly. The record is from RefSeq and is a predicted model, not a curated record. NCBI's taxonomy places the organism in Eukaryota, Metazoa, Chordata, Actinopteri, Centrarchiformes, Centrarchidae. The coding region runs from base 345 to 1013 and encodes 222 amino acids. Gene Ontology annotation, cellular component: plasma membrane; bicellular tight junction. Gene Ontology annotation, molecular function: structural molecule activity.
UGCUGCCCUCCUACACCCAUGUGUAUGAGAUCCAGAGAGACAAGCUGGCCAGUCAUAACAGAAGAAAGACACCAACUACUCACACCACCAAGACGCACAAGAAGGAUCAUCAACACGCUGUCUGUGGACAUCUGAUUGCUUCAUUGAUGAUUAAAAAGUUGCAGGUGUUAAACAAGAGAGAAGGGGGCUCAUCUCAACAACUGGACAUCUUACUGAAUGACUGCGGGAAGACUUGACUUAUAUUCACUGAGUACACAACUCUCAGUAACUCAAGAAAAGAAGAAAUCUGAUUUUCUGUUUUUUUGUUUAGACGUUGAGAGCGAGCUAACGUGUCUUCAGUGGUCAUGGCGUCAACAGGUCUUCAGCUACUGGGCUUGGUGUUUGCAGUGCUGGGUUGGGUGUGUGGGGCCUUGGUGUGUGCAGCCCCUCUCUGGCGUGUGUCCGCCUUUGUAGGUGGAGAGCUGGUGAUUGCCCAGGUGUUGUGGGAGGGACUGUGGAUGAACUGCUUGUCUCAGACCACAGGCCACAUCCAGUGCAAGACCUAUGACUCCACCCUGGCCCUGCCCACAUCUGCCCAAGCCGCCCGGGGCCUCAUUGUUCUCUCCCUGCUCCUCUGCCUUCUUGCCCUCAUACUCGGGGUGACAGGGGCCAAGUGUACUCACUGCAUGGGUGACGGCAACCAGGCCUCCAAGCCUCGUCUGGCCAGGAUAUCAGGCAUGCUCUUCGUUGUGGCUGGCCUGGCCUACUUGAUACCCAUCUGUUGGACUGCCUAUACAAUCAUCAGGGACUUCUAUGACCCGAACGUUGCAGCGCCUUUAAAGAGAGAGCUGGGACCAGCGCUGUACCUGGGCUGGGGGGCAUGUGUGAUGCUUGUGUUGGGGGGUGCUCUGCUGCAUGUCGGCUCCUCUCCACCAGGAGGAAGAACCCCGACUGUUUUCAGCGGAGCAGCAAAGGACAAGUCAAACACUGUGGCAGCAGGAGAGGUGAAGCAGCAGGAAAAAUCUUUUGUAUGAGAUAAUUUUUUUGGACAGCUGAGGCACACACAAGCACAGAGGUCACAACCUCAUCAAACACACAAUCUGUUAUCAGUUUCAUUAAGUUAAUGUGGAU